Molecule: messenger RNA, 462 nt
Organism: Enterospora canceri
Lineage: Eukaryota; Fungi; Microsporidia; Enterocytozoonidae
Source: the annotation of a GenBank genome assembly
AUGCGUGGAUCUGACAAAACAUUAAAGACAAUUGAAGAGAACAGGUGCAGUCUAAGGAACCUACUCAUAAGAAUGGGCAUAUCAAACCUAUUUAUAGUCUACAUGUAUUACAGGCAUGAUCGGAGUCUGGGGCUCUUUCUGAGGUGGAGUCUGCUUGAGGCACUCUUUCUGGGGCUGCUUGUCUACAUAACACGACCAGUGGUGGAGAAGCAGGCAGACGGGAUCGAGAAGGCAAUCGGAUGCAGGUCAAUGGCAGAAGCAGGGCUUCCAGCAGCGUACGCCGACACAGUCGCAUUCGCAGUGGUGGCAAAGGGAUUCAGGUCGUGGUCUCUUCUUGCAGCAGUCUUCUUCCUGCUCCUGAUUCCAUUCGUAUUCUGCCUGGAACUGGCGUAUAAGCCGUAUUGCAGACUCAUCAAAGGAAGCAACCUGAGUAACGCAAAUCUAAGGGAAAAGAACAAGUGA